This is a messenger RNA of Uranotaenia lowii, 5337 nucleotides long. RefSeq lists its product as uncharacterized. NCBI's taxonomy places the organism in Eukaryota, Metazoa, Arthropoda, Insecta, Diptera, Culicidae. The transcript has 2 exons. Gene Ontology annotation, molecular function: zinc ion binding; nucleic acid binding; aspartic-type endopeptidase activity. The record is from RefSeq and is a predicted model, not a curated record. Gene Ontology annotation, biological process: DNA integration; proteolysis. Bases 1 to 5337 code for a protein of 1778 amino acids.
AUGGCCGAGGAAGAACUAAGUAAAGUGUGGAUGCGGCAGUUGACUGCCCUAGAAGGGUCCGUCAACGAGAUCGCGGUGCUGGUUGACCAGCGCAGCGACGCUAACCCUCCGGAAGUGGAGGAAAUUGCAGUGCAAAGGGACACCCUGCGUGUUCUUUUCGACCAAGCAACAGCUGUGUUGCUGAAAAUUGAAGGGGCCUCAGGUCCCUCGGCAAGGAGAGGGCCGUUACUAACUAAGGUAAUGGCCGUUCAAGUGAAACUCGGCCGCUGGGAAAGACAGCAUGCGGAAGCUGCCAGAAAUCACCAGCGCCCGAGUGAAAACUUGCUCGACCAGACACUGGCACCAAGCACGAGUCGGGCGGAUCAUUUACCCCGAAUCGAGCUACCCCACUUCAACGGUUCGCCGACGGAGUGGUUGACGUUCAAAGGGCGCUUUGAAAAGCGCAUGGUAACGAUUGGAGAAGAUGCCGACAAAUUCGCAUUUCUCUCCAAGUGCCUUGAGCAUUGCGCGGCAGCAAGAAAUUCAAUCGAAGCGCUCGAAAGCUCUGGCACUAGCUUCGCCGAUGCGUGGGCGAAAUUAGAGACGCGCUUUUACAAAAAGCGAAUUGCGUACGAAGGAUACUUCGUAAAACUGAUCAAAUUUAAAAAAAUAAAUGUGCCAUGCGCUAAGUCCAUCAUGAGCCUCAUCGAUGCCGUGGACACUACAGUUCACGCUGCAAAGCAGAUACAAAAGGAUAAAACAGCGACACUGGACUGUGUUGCGAAUGGAAUGCUAGUAAGUCUAGCAAAAUCCCGUCUGGAUUCGGAAACCGCAUCCAGGCUGGAGGAGAGAUUAGACAUACAUCGUGUCUACACUUGGACAGAAUUCAAGGAAGAGUUGGAGAAGCGAGCCAACCAAUUAGCGUGCCGAACCGAUAUCGACGAAUCGAAAUCGCGCAACACCAAGACGGUAGCAGCAGCUGCCAUCACCCAACCCCAGCGUAGGGAAAUCAAAACGCAACCGCAAUCCUGUUUCGCGUGCAAUGAGAAAGGGCACGCGAUCUGGCACUGCACCGAAUUCAAAGCGCUGCCUGUACCGCAAAGAUGGGAUAGGACCAAAAGAGCCGGUCGGUGUUUCAAUUGUUUGUCUUGGGGACACUCCGUCCAAAAGUGUUCAUCCAAAAAGCGGUGUUCAGAAUGCGGAGAAGCACACCACACAUUGCUACAUCCAGUGGAUGCGGUUCCAGAGAAGAAGCCGGCGGCUGACCCAGCCGCUGUGGCCUCAACCAGCACCGAGAUCAACAUUAAAGGUGCGUCCGACUGGUAUCGAGUUAGGUGCCUAUUGGACUCCGGUAGUCAGGUGGAGUCUAUCACGGAAGCAGCCGCGCAGACUCUAGGACUACCGUACGCACGGAGCGACGUGCAACUUGUUGGCAUUGGCGGAACGGUCAAUGCUUCCAGAAAGAUUACAACCGUAAUCUCCUCCAGAUGCGGAAGCUUCGCUAUGGAGGUAAGUUUAGUUUUGGUUCCGCACCUUUUAGACGACCAGCCCAGCAUUCGGCUGGAAGCGAAGGAUGUGAGUGUUCCGUCAAACAUUGAGUUAGCGGACCCCACAUUCUACAAGAGAAGAGGCAUCGAGAUUAUACUCGGUGCCCGAGUACUAUUCCAGAUUCUGAGCCCCAGACAAAUCCAAUGUACAAAUGGCCCGAAUCUUCAGGAGUCAGCCUUAGGCUGGCUUGUUGGCGGACUAGUUUCGCUACGGUCAACCCGGAAAGCAGUAAUGACUGUUGCCACCGUUAGUACAAAUGAGAUCCAAGAAGAAGAGGACCCCGAUGGGAAAUUGGAUACUCUCUUCAAGAGGUUUUGGGCCUUGGAGGAGGUAACUUCUGCGGAAGCGAAGUCCACCUCUGACCAGGUAAACCUAUGCGAGGAGCACUUCCUCCAGCACACCAAGAUAGGGGCAGAUGGCAAAUAUAUUGUGCGCCUCCCUUUCAACGACAAGCCCAUUCAACUGGGUGAUUCCUACGAGCAAGCAAGAAGACGCUUGUUCUCGCUAGAAAGGAAACUCACGCGAACUCCGGAAGUAUACGAGCAAUACAGAGAGUUCCUGAAAGAGUAUCUGACAUUAAAUCAUAUGGAAGUUGUAGAACCAAAGGAUUAUCAAAAAAUCCGCUACUUCAUACCCCACUCAUGUGUCAUCAAGCCAGAUUCUUCAUCAACCAAGCUUCGCGUGGUAUUUGAUGCAAGCGCUAAGGCAUCAAAUGGACAUUCCUUGAAUCACAUGCUGCGUAGUGGACCAGCGAUCCAAACGGAGCAAUUCGAUUUGCUCCUGGACUUUCGCUGCCAUGACAAGGUGCUAAUGGCCGACAUCGCGAAGAUGUAUCGGCAAGUCCAUGUCCACGAAACGGACUCGUGGUACCAGUGCAUCGCCUGGAGGGAUAAUCCUUCGGAAGCGAUUCAGGCUUAUCGCCUCAAAACAGUGACUUAUGGCGAGGCGGCAUCCUCAUUCCUAGCAUGUCGCGCUCUACACCAAGUCGGAGAAGAAAUCCGAUCGCAUCAGCCGAGCAUUGCUGAUAUUAUUCAGAAAUGUUUCUACGUCGACAAUUUGAUGAUGGGGGGAAAUUCAGCAGAAGGUCUUCUGAGUCAACGAAAAGCCGUGGAGGCCGCUCUUCUGCAGCAAGGCUUUCCCUUACGGAAAUGGGCAUCCAACGAUGCCAGCAUCAUAGAAGAUGUACCUGCCGACGAUCUCGAAAAGGAGAUCAACAUCGGAAAUCAUGAUGUGAUUAAAACCCUAGGCGUGGCCUGGUCUCCACGCGGAGAUACCUUUCGAUUCCUAGUGGAGGACCGCAAUGCAAGCAAGCAAACUAUUACCAAGAGGCAGCUAGCCUCGGAGGUGCUCAGAUUAUAUGAUCCGUUGGGCAUAAUGCAACCGGUCAUCAUUACAGCAAAAAUAUUGCUGCAGAGCUUGUGGAAAACCAAGCUCGGUUGGGAGGACCAGAUCCCACCAGAAACUUUGCACGAAUGGCAGCAACUGAAGAAAACGCUGCCGAAGUUGGCGGAACUAGAGUUCCCGCGUCAAGCUAUCCCGAGUAACGUAGCACACUUGGAGCUGCACGGUUUCUCGGACGCUUCUAUUCGCGCUUAUGGAGGCGCAAUUUAUGCCUUUGCCAUAGACACGCAAGGUAACAAGUCCAUGAACCUGCUUUGUGCAAAGUCGCGUGUAGUCCCGAUGAAGGACCUCACUCUUCCUCGAAAGGAAUUAAUUGGAGCCAAAUUGUUGGCAGAGUUGAUGAGCCGCGUGAUCGGCAUCAUACCACAACACAUUAACAAGGUUCACUACUGGUGCGACUCGCAAGUAGUGUUGUCCUGGAUACACGCAAACGAUCAACACGCCGAGGUGUAUGUUCGAAAUCGUGUGAAAAUCAUUCAACAAUUAACAAACAAGAUGAGCUGGAGGUACAUCCCCACCGACCAGAACCCAGCGGAUGUGAUCUCCAGAGGAAUCUCAGUGAGGAAACUGUUGACCACCAAGAAGCAGCUGUGGCUGCAUGCCACCCCGUAUGCACUAGAGGUACAUCCAGAAAUUCAAGUAUGCGCAAUUCAGCAAGCGCCGACCAUCGACCACACUCUGCAUGAUCCUGACCCAGAAGAUUAUAUCCAGAGUUACAAGUACUGCAAUUCUUUCCGAAGGACCAGAAGGCAUUUCGCCUUAAUACAGCGCGCCAUAAGCAAUUUUAAGGCAAAAGCUACAAGUUCUAUUAAUUCUGAACAACUCCUACAAACCAUGACCGGCCCUCUAACUGUUGAAGAGCUGGAAGCAGGACUACAUCUAGUCAUCAAAAAUAUGCAAUCCGUCUGCCUAGGACAAGAGCUGAAGAGCAUCGGUUUACACGGCAUUCCUACAAAGCAGGGCCCCCUGCAGCACCUCAAUCCUAUGCUGGCAGGUGGCCUCAUUCGAGUAACAGGCAGGUUAAACUUAGCAGACUUGCCUGAAGAACAGCGACAUCCAAUAUUCAUUCCGAGGGAGCAUCCGUUUGCACGAAUCAUCCUUGUGCAUCUACAUCGCUCCAAUAACCACGCCGGUCUGGAAAUAGUCUUGGCCGAAUUUCAACGAAGCUAUUGGAUGAAGGGAUUGCGGAAAACAACCCAAUCCGUCCUUCAAAAAUGCGUACUCUGCGUACGGGCAAGGCCUCGCAGAUUCGAGCAAAUGAUGGGCCAGCUUCCACGGCCCAGAGUGAAUCCCUCUACAGCGUUCACUCAUACUGGCGUAGACUUGUGCGGGCCAUUCCAAGUGCUGCCAAGUCAGCGGGCGAAAAUGAGGCUUACCGUUUACGCCUGCCUGUUUGUGUGCUUUUCGACCAAAGCAGUGCAUAUCGAGGUGGUGGAGGAUCAAUCCACCGGGGCCUUCUUAGCCGCCUUGAUACGGUUUGUAUCAGUGCGUGGUACACCGGAGGUGAUAUACUCCGACAACGGCCGCAACUUCGUCGGAGCCAGCCGCGAACUUGCAGAACUGAGCAAAGUAUAUAACUCGGAGCUGUUCCAAAACGAACUCAUAGGGAUAGCAGCUGAGGAAGGAAUACGCUUUUCCUUCAUCCCUCCGAGAAGCUCUAAUUUCGGAGGUCUGUGGGAGGCCAACAUAAAAGUGGCCAAAAGACUCUUCACCGCAGCCGCUCGUGGAUCCAGCUUUAAUAUAUUGGAGAUUCAGACGGUGUUCUACCAAGUAUCAGCGAUAAUGAAUUCACGUCCGCUGACCUCAAUUUUCUCCGACGCCGGAGCUCCGGAACCUUUAACACCAGGGCACUUCCUAAUAGGAAGAGCCAUGACUACUAUACCCAUCCCGGCAAGCCACUUAGAACAGCAAAACUUAGUUAUGCGCUGGAAGCGCAUUCAACGCCAAACCGCACAAUUCUGGCGUAGAUGGCAAAAUGAAUAUUUGCAGCAUUUGCGCUGUAUCUUCAAGUGGACAAAAAGGCAACCUAACCUGCAGCCAGGUCAAAUCGUAUUGAUUGGAGACGAUAACAACCCCGUGGCAAAGUGGCCCAUGGGAAUCGUAACUCACACCAAACCCGGAAAGGAUGGAGUUGUGCGGGUAGCAACGGUACGCACAGCUUCAGGUAUCUACACACGAAAUGUUCGGGCUUUGGCACCACUGCCCAUCGACAUUACCGAAAGUCAAGUAGGCGAAUCAGUCGAACCAUCUCAAUUUGAUUCUUCAGAAAUAGUGAAUAAACCACACCAUGAAGUACGCGAGCAAGGGCCAGUACCUGAAAACGAAGAAGACCCAUCACCCCUGGCUAUGAGUAGCAAUGUUUGGAGCGACAGACUUCGCUCCAAAGGGGGGAGAAAAUGGAGCGGUUAA